This is a messenger RNA of Necator americanus (New World hookworm), 2022 nucleotides long. RefSeq lists its product as uncharacterized. Lineage: Eukaryota; Metazoa; Nematoda; Chromadorea; Rhabditida; Ancylostomatidae. Bases 1 to 2022 code for a protein of 673 amino acids. Gene Ontology annotation, molecular function: actin binding. The record is from RefSeq and is a predicted model, not a curated record. The transcript is spliced from 22 exons.
AUGACGUUAUCGUUCUCAUCAAAAAAGCAUCGAUAUUCCGUCUACGACGUCCUACUCGACACAUCGGUCGACAGUCAACUCUACUCGGAGAAGAACAAUAAUAAAAUUAUAGAAUCUCUAUUAUAUGACUCGGAAGAAAUUAUCUAUAGGACACCAAUGGCUAUAGUCGAUCUACGGAAUGAAAUGUACGACAUGUCGAGGAGUACAACUCCAAAAAUUGCUCGUGAAAAUCGAAUUUCUACUCACCUAACCAGCGAUGAGCAACGUAGCAUCCUUUCUUAUUUGGAACCAUCAGCGAAGGCGCUCUGCACAGGAGUCUGUCAGUUGUUACAAGCGGAAGGAAACACAUGGAGCGAUGCCAAAGUCGGUGUAAUCUGCUUCAUCCGUGAUCCUCAUAAGAAAGAGUACGUUUUGGCGUUGCUUUUACCAAAGCCGGACGGACGACAUCCAGCAAAAGUGCUAUGGACAAUGAAUGUGUCAGCAUUUUUCGAAACAGAAAGAACAACCGACGAUCAUCUACUCACCUUUAUAAUGGAAUCAUAUCCUCGAGAUGUUUGCGGCUUAAAUUUCUACGAUCCCUGUGAAGCGGACGAGUUCCAUCGAAUUCUCGUCAGCGAAAAUCGAAAUCGAGUCUCAAGGCGAGCCAAUCAGCCGAAGCGACAAGCUCCGCCCCCACCAUCUCAGGCAGGUGGAAUGGAGGCGAUUCAAAGGCUCACAGAGCUUUCAAUACCAACUCUUACAACAGACGAUGGAGAAAAGAAGAGGAGAAGUUUUCUGGGCGGGAUUUUCACGAUGAAAAAGAAGAAGAAGAAAGAGCGAAAGCGGCUCGAUAUUAGUGCACCUUCGCAUUUCCAGCACGUUGAACAUCUUGGUCUCGAAUCGAUGUCCACCGAAGAUCAAGAAACGUUUCACAAUUUGAUUAAGGCUGUGGAACUAGAACCAGGCAACACGGCACAGAUUGAAUUGAUCCGAGAAAUUGUGGCUACACGGGGCAGUGAAGUGCGAAGCUCGUUGCGGCUAAAGCGAAACACGGUUCGGCCAAGCGAAGGUUUCAUACGCAGCCCACACAACUCGCUGGCGGAUACGCGAAACAGCAUGAUGGUAGCACAUAAACAACAACGGCGAACACCACGCGAGGUGAAGAAGGGAUCGCUUCAAAAGCGUGUCGAUCUAGAAGCAACUCUCACUCCGCAGGUGCUUUCUCUUCCAAAGGAACUUUCUCUGGAUGACUACCUGAAUCCAAAUUGGGAUGCGGCCCCAUCAUUCGAAACGCAAUCGAAGCUCACGGUUGCCUCAAAUUCGGGAGAUUCGCGCUCAGAAACGACUAAAGCUCCGUUCUCUGGACAUGCAUCCUGGGUGACGACAGAAGAACUGGCACCACCACCUCUACCUUCCCGACUUGAGUCGAUGACCUAUCGCUCGCCUGUGGGCAGAAGGAAGACACCUCCAAUGUUGCCAGCGUAUCGCUCCCCGCCUCCAAGCGAAAGACCUCCUCGUUUGUCUGACAAUAGGAAAUCAGUUCCAUCAUGGCGGAUUGAAAUCCCUCUACCGAAUGGAACUCAAGCGCCCACGCAUUCACCGCCACCCACACCGCCGUCGAGCCAAUCCUCGCCAGUCCCGUCCCAUCACGCCACUGCCACCGCCCAGCCAACCGCUCUACUUACAUCCACAGGUCCCACGUUGAUUCCACAGCCGCCAAACGUCCCACCACCGCCACCACCAGGACUUCUCUCCCCCGCUCCCACUCCACCGCCUUCCGAGGUGAAGCAACGUGAAUCGGAAGUGUCUCCGAAUGCUAAUGAGAGGAAAACUUUCUUAGAGGAAAUUCAAAAUGUUGACAAGGCCAAGCUGCGACAUGUCGACAUAGACUCAAAUUCACGGAAUCUCCCCAAUGGAGAGACUUCACCGGGUGAUGGUGGCCUGUUGUCAGCAAUACAAGCAGAAUUAGAUAAAAGAAGAGAAUAUAUUAUGACCGAUAGUGAUGCAGAUUCCGAUUCGACUGACAGUGAUUGGACUGACUAA